This is a messenger RNA of Dermatophagoides farinae (American house dust mite), 3070 nucleotides long. Its product is annotated as interleukin enhancer-binding factor 2 homolog. The record is from RefSeq and is a predicted model, not a curated record. Gene Ontology annotation, cellular component: catalytic step 2 spliceosome. Gene Ontology annotation, molecular function: double-stranded RNA binding; DNA binding. Gene Ontology annotation, biological process: positive regulation of DNA-templated transcription. NCBI's taxonomy places the organism in Eukaryota, Metazoa, Arthropoda, Arachnida, Sarcoptiformes, Pyroglyphidae.
UCACGUCAAGUUGAAAUUUUAUUGUGUCAAGAAACAAAAAUUUGUUUUUUUUUCUUUGUCAUUUCAUUAUUCAUCACAGUCUUUCUAUGGAUGAACUGUCGGUCAUUUGAUGAUCGAUGGAUGCACGAUGAAGCCAGUAUUUUUGUUUUUUUGAACAUUAAUUUGCAAACAACAAAACAAAUUGACUGAAUAGUGAAAAACAGUUGUCACUAUAGGAAACAGAAAAUGAAUAUAAAUAGUUGAAUUGAAUCCAAUUGUAAUCAGGUUGAGUAAACAAGAAAAGUCGGUCAAAAGUUGUUGUUGUUGUUUUUUUACUCUUUCUAUUUUGACAUUUUACCGAAUCAAAUCCAUACAGUGCAUCAUCACACGAAUGAAUGAAUGAAUGAAUGUGAAUCAAUGAUGAUUGUGAAAGACGUAGAAAGAAAUGAAACUUGUUUUUUUUGUAUAUAUGUGUGUGUGCUUGGAGAAAAUUUUCUUCAUUCUCUUCUUGCCUUUCUCUCUCCCUCUCUCCCUCUUUAUAUUUCUAUUUUACAUACACAGAUACUUGAAGAUUUCUUUGUAAUGAUGAUUAUUACCAGUUUUGGUUGUUUGAUCACCAAAAAUUUUCUGUUCCUAUCCAUAAUGGAUCUUAGAUGGCGAAAAAAUGAAAUGAAAUUUUUUUUGUUUCUAUUAUCAUUUUCGGGGAAAUACUAGCGAUAAAAAAAUGGUUUUUUCCUGUCCAUCCACAAAGGAAAAAAAAUUUGUGUAAAUUCAACCAAAAAAAAAUGAUUUGAUAAUUUAAAAAAAAAAUAUACGGCUGUUUGACCACAGUGGUGGCGUUACCUGGUGAUGGAGAAUUUCAUUAUUCGCUAAUUGGCUCACCCUACGGUAUGGAAAAAACUGGGAAAAAAACGACGAGCAUGGAAUUGUUUUGAUGAUGAUACGUUAUAUGAAGGAUUCUUAAUCAACACAUUGAAUUUGUCAGCAAUCAUAUAUUUUCAAGAAUUUUUUAUUCCCGUAAAAUGGUUUGCGAAUCAUCUGAUCAUUGGCCGUUCUCGAUUUGGCCAUAUAGAAUCUAUGAAAAAGCAAUGGACGUUUUGAUGAAUUUAUCGGUUACGAAUGGAUAAUAUUUUAAACUGUCAGAAUAUUCUGUACAAGUAAAACAUACUGAAUUCAAUGAUAUACAACAUGACUGUAUUGACCGUUGUCAUUUGGAUUUUCAUUAUGGGUCCGAUGUUUGUUUUGGGUCAGAAUAUCAUUUCUGCUCAUUCGGGACAGUUGCUCAUUGUUUUACAUCAUGCCCUGUUCAACCAUGCUCUUUUCUUUUUCGAAAACACGUGCGAACGGGUCAAAUUCGUGUCUCGAAAAAAUUUACUGGCUGAAAUGAAUACGGCCAGUAAAUUUCGUUCGACGAUAAAGGCAAAAAGAAACAAACGGCGUCGAUCAGCUGCUGUAGCAACAAAUGUUUCGCAAUCACAACAGCCAUCGAAUCAUCAACAUCAGAAUUUAGUUUCGCCAUCACAUCAACAAUCAUCAUCGAAGUCAAAUUCAUUCAAUCAAAUGCUCGAACCGGCAAUCGAUACGAAUGCCAUUGGUGAAUCAUUUGAUCUGAUGAAAAUUCCUUAUGCACCUAUUCAGCCAACAUUUGAUUAUUAUUUGGCGAAUGAUCAUUUUCCAGCUGCCAAUAGUUCCGAUGAUUUGGAUGAUUCAAUCAAACAGGCGAUCGAUGAACGUUUACCGAAAAUUAUGCCAAGAUCGGAUGAUAUUACAAACCUAUCGCAAACUGUUUCAAAAUUAAUGCUCAUAUUGGAUCGUUUAAAAGCAUCGCCUGAACAAAUUGACGCCUGUAAAAUUGAUUGUUUUUUUGUUGUUGGAUCAUUACGGAUGGGAACAAUGGUUCGUGAUCAUCGUAUAGCCGAUAUGGUCAUAAUAUUGCAAACGCUUCCAGUAAAGGCGGCACUUUCAGCACUGGGAAAUAAAUUACUAGAAGAAUUACAGCGUAUUGAGCCAACUAAUCCAUACCAGAUUAAUCUAUGUGAUGAUAAUCUCGAACUUACCAAUCUUUUCAACAGAGAUAUUAUCCGUAUAUUGAUUGCAACGACUACGGCCAAUCUAAACAAAUUGGAUCGAGAAAUCCAUGUUCGUAAGAACGCCGUACAACGGCAUCUAAAAGCGACCGUUCAUGCUCGUUGGUUCGAAGAAAAUAUAAAAUGGAAUGAUGUAAGAGAUUUUAUCCGACUUUUCAAAGAUGUAUGCGGCCGUUUUAAAGAAUUUUCCUAUUUCUCACCAUGGAUGAUCAUCAUUCUUUGUCAUUAUUCAAUGACAUGUACCAGUGGAACUAGUGGCGAAGAUAAUCUACCAAUUCAUUUGGCAUUUAAAAGAUUAUUACAGCUACUAUCAUCGGGAAUAUUUUUACCUUAUUCGGCCGGUAUAACCGAUCCAUGUGAACCAAAAAUGCCAAUUCAUGGAAAACUAUCAGUUUAUGAUCAGGAAACCAUUUCACGCCAAGCACAAACCUUAUUACGAUUACUCAACUAUCACAAUGGUUGUCGUUAUGUAUUUGGUUUAGAACGAUUUAUCAAUAAUCAUAAUAUUCAACAUGAUUCAGAUAAUGAUAGUGAUAAUUCAUCAUCUUCAUCAUCAAAAUUAACAUCGCCAUCAACAUCGGCUACAUCAAUGAUGAAACGUUUAGAUCUAAUUGAUAGAGAUAUUAUUGAUCAUAUACAAUCGAAUGAGGAUAUUAAUUUUCGUAAAUCUUAUUCAGUGUUCGAUUCCAAUGCAUAUGGGAAUCAUAAACAUUGGAAACAAUCAUCAUCAUCAUCACCACCACAACCACCUUCAUCAUCAUCAUUAUCAUUAUCACCCACAUCAUCAUCAUCAUCAUCGUAGAAACUAAAUAACUUUUUUUAACGAAAAAAUUAUUCACACAUCUUAUUUAAUUAUCUUAUCAACUUGUUUGUUUUAUUCCGGAAAAAAACUCAAUUUAAAAAAUUUAUUUAAAUUUUAAAAAAUCAUAUUGUUUGUAAUUGUACACAUUGUGAUAUAAUUGAAAUUAAAAUUUUGUCUACUUUUUUUUCUCUUUUUUUAAAAA